This is a messenger RNA of Panicum virgatum (switchgrass), 1107 nucleotides long. RefSeq names its product receptor-like kinase TMK3. The transcript is spliced from 2 exons. The record is from RefSeq and is a predicted model, not a curated record. Gene Ontology annotation, molecular function: protein binding. NCBI's taxonomy places the organism in Eukaryota, Viridiplantae, Streptophyta, Magnoliopsida, Poales, Poaceae. Bases 1 to 1107 code for a protein of 368 amino acids.
AUGGGGAUGGAGAUGAAGCAUUUCAAGAUCCCCCGCCGCGUCACCGCCAUCGACCUCGCGGGGCAAGGCCUGGCGGGGACCCUGCCGUCCUCCCCAGGCCUCACCGCGCUGGAGUCGCUCGAGCUCCAGGGCAACGCCCUCUCCGGCGCGGUCCCGCCGCUCCGAGCCCCGUCCCUGACCCGCCUCUCCCUCGAGGGCAACGCCUUCACGUCCCUCCCGGGGGACUUCCUCCGCGCGGCGCCCGCGCUGCGGAGCCUCAGCAUGGACGGCCUGCCCCUCCCGCCGUGGCCGUUCCCCGACGCCAUCUUCAGCUGCCCUUCCCUCCGCGCCUUCUCGGCCUCCAACGCCAGCAUCACCGGCCGCUUCCCGGCGGCGGCCGUGGUCGCCAGCCUCACGUCGAUCAGGACGCUGCGCCUGUCCCACAACAACCUCACCGGCGUGAUACCGGCGUCCCUGGGCAGGAUGGCGAGCCUGGCAGACAUCUCCCUGUCCUACAACCACCUCCAGGGCCCGGUGCCGGCGUUCGGCCCCGCCGUGGCCGCCGACGUGGUCGCCGGGAACGGCUUCUGCUUGGACGAGCCCGGGCCAUGCAACGCGCAGGUGAGCGCUCUGCUGCGGGUGGCGGAGGGCUUCGGCUACCCGCUCAAUCUUUCGAGGUCGUGGACGGGGAACGACGCCUGCAAUGGCUGGCUGGGCGUGGUAUGCGACGCGUCAGUGGUGACCGCCCUCGGCCUGACGAACUACAACUUGUCAGGGACGAUAUCGCCGGCCAUCGCCAACUUGACAGGGCUGAGGAAGCUUGACCUGGCCGGCAACCGUCUCACCGGGGAGAUCCCGGAUGCCCUCGCGGCGUUGCCGAAUCUUGUCCUCGUUGAUGUCAGAAACAACAGGCUCACCGGCAAGCUGCCCAAGUUUAGGGCAUCGGUUGAUGUGUCAGCAGAAGGGAACAGCCCAAGUUUGAGGAGCCAUCAUGGUUCAGGGCAAGGUAGUCUCGAUGAUGGCUCUUCACCAUCUUCAGACUCCGCUGCAGAUGCCUCAUCAAAGUUGAGUGCAGGAACUACUGUUGGCAUUGUCGUAGUUGUGCUUGUUUCCUGGAUGGGCAAUUAG